Molecule: messenger RNA, 1907 nt
Organism: Morus notabilis
Lineage: Eukaryota; Viridiplantae; Streptophyta; Magnoliopsida; Rosales; Moraceae
Product: pentatricopeptide repeat-containing protein At2g20710, mitochondrial
Exons: 2
Coding region: 98-1585 (495 amino acids)
Cellular component (GO): mitochondrion
Molecular function (GO): protein binding
Source: RefSeq, a predicted model, not a curated record
CACAUGAAACCUUAAAACCCAAACCCCAAAACCCUCUCUACGUACUCUACUCGAACUCGAAGAUUCUUUCCCUCUCCUCUGCGAACACCUUUCGAUUAUGAAGCCUUUUGGCGCAAAUCAAUGGCGCAGGUUCGGCAUUUCUAGGGUUUUCAGUUCCCUCUUCUACUCCACAACUAGGGCUCCUAAAGGCGACACUCUGUUCCAGAGGAUUUCUCGGUGUGGAGAUCCAAAGAUCUCCUUGAUCCCAGUUUUGAAUCACUGGGCUGAACAAGGUAGAGACGUCAACCAACCUGAACUUCAAAGGAUCAUCAAGCAGCUUCGUAAAUACCGUCGUUUCUCGCAUGCUCUCCAGAUUUCAGAGUGGAUGAGCGAAGGAAUGAACUGUGACCUUUCUCCAGGCGACGUAGCAGUUAAGUUGGAUUUGGUCUCAAAAGUUCAUGGCUUAGACCAAGCAGAGGAGUAUUUUAAUAGCAUCCCACCCGCUUUGAGAGCCGACAAAAUUUACGGUGCUCUUUUAAAUUGCUAUGCUGAGAAAAAAUACUUAGAAAAAGCUGAGCGCCUUUUUCAGAAGAUGAGGAAAUUAGGUUUCAUCAAAUCUAAUUUGUCUUAUAAUGUGAUGCUAAGCCUCUAUUCUCGAAUGGGAAAACAUGAGAAAUUAAAGGGUUUACUCCAAGAGAUGGAAGAGAAUGGCAUCAAGCAUGACAAAUACACGUUUAGUAUUCGGUUGAAUGCAUAUGCAGUUACCUCUGACAUAGAGGGAAUGGAGAAGCUUUUAAUGGAGAUGGAAGCUGAUCCUCAAGUGAAUCUGGACUUUCAUGCUUAUUUUGUUGCUGCAAAAGGAUACUUGAAAGCUGGUCUUUAUGAGAAGGCAAUAAUCAUGCUUAGGCGAUCGGAGCAACAGAUUAUCAACAGUAGAGGAAAGAGGAUUCAUUAUGAGCAUCUCCUCACACUAUAUGCUGCGGCAGGUCAAAAGAAUGAAGUUUAUCGUAUUUGGAAUCUGUACAAAAACAUGGAAAAACUCUACAACUCUGGCUAUCUUUCUGUGUUAAGUGCACUUGUGAAGCUUGAGGAUAUUGAUGGUGCAGAGAAGAUCUAUGCUGAAUGGGAAUCUUGGAACACAUGCUUUGAUAAUCGGAUUGCAAACUUGCUGAUAAGUGCUUAUUGCAAGAAUGGUCUUUUGGAAAAGGCUUUGCUGUGUGUAGAACGGCUUAUAAAUAAUGGACAUGAGCCAGCUGCCAGCAUAUGGCAAUGUCUGGCAAAUCAAUGUUGCAUAGAUGGUCGGAUGGCGAAGGCAGUUGAAACCAUGAAGAAAGCUGUAUUGGCCAAUGAACCAAAAUUGAAGCUCAACCGUUCUACUUUGGCUGUAUGUCUUGAAUACUUGAAAAGGGAGGGAGACGUCGAAACUGCGCAUGAGAUUCUAGGAUUACUUAGAGAACAGAAUUCUUUGUCGAAUGAUAUCUGCGAUAGAUUGGUAAAUUUUAUAAACAGUAAUGAAGAUAUUGGUGCCCUUGGUGCAAUGGAAGAGGAUGAUCAGAUUCAGAAGGUAGAGGAGGAUCAUGAUAUGGAUGGAAAGAUGAAUGUGUAAUAUGUAGCUCAAGAACGAGGCAAGAGAGUGAUCUUCUGCGAUGCUAUUAAAGAAGAUAUUCAAUUCAAUCACCAACGGGUUUCCAAUAUGCCUUUUUGCUUCCUGCUUUGUGUAAUGAACCAUUUCAAUGAUCCCAAACCAAAGAAUAAAAAUAAAAAUAAAAGGAGGAAGGAAAACAGCAGUCAUCUCAAUACUCACAAAAUUUCAGUUGGCUUAUGUUCUUGCCCCUUAAAAUUAUCGUGCUCCUUAAAAUUAUCUUGCUUUUUUGUCUGGCUGCAUCUCAGUCAGAACUGUUUUAUACACUUAAACUUGAUUUAUUGAG